AUGGCAGUUAUCUCUGGUUACUGCAGAGAGCAGGAUGAGGCCAUCGCGGUGGAGUCGCACGUCAACUGUAAAACGGGGCACCUGGUCAGCGAGAACGCGAAUCGAGCGUUUCUAGUGGACCGGGGCUACCCAGGGGCUCUGCAGAUGGACAUUGUCAUCUCGGGAAGCCGGUCCAGCCGGCCAGUUCAACACCUGGAUAACUACAUGUAUUCGUGA
Molecule: messenger RNA, 216 nt
Organism: Penicillium lagena
Lineage: Eukaryota; Fungi; Ascomycota; Eurotiomycetes; Eurotiales; Aspergillaceae
Exons: 2
Coding region: 1-216 (71 amino acids)
Source: RefSeq, a predicted model, not a curated record